Dovyalis caffra is the source of this 846-nucleotide messenger RNA. NCBI's taxonomy places the organism in Eukaryota, Viridiplantae, Streptophyta, Magnoliopsida, Malpighiales, Salicaceae. The record is from the annotation of a GenBank genome assembly.
AUGGAUGCUGAUUCGGUUGUGGUUAAAAAUAGUUUAAUUGUUUUGUCAGUUACAGAUGAAAGGGAGGAUGCAAAAAUGGAAGUUUCUUCCCCAAAAUCAGGAAAAACAUCAUUUUACGCAGAAUCAUGUGAGGUUUCACAUCAAAUGGUUGCUUCUAAGCUUGCGACAGGGUCACUGGAGUCACAGGAGGACGCAAUUAAACAACUGGAUUCGAAACCGGCAGUUGAAGAAUCUGGGGUCUCAACCAACGAAAAACCUGUAUUGUCAGAAGGGAAGUCGUCUGUGUGCAAUAAAUUGGAUGUUGAUUUACAUGAUUCCAUGUUGAAAAAAUCGACUUCAACCAUGUCAAAGGUAGAGAGCCAGCGAGAGGAGAAGUUCAAGAUCGAUCUGAUGGCUCCUCCUCCCAUGGUGUCUUCUCCAGAACGAGAUGGCUUUGUUGAUUUGUCAUCGGAUCCUAAGCCUACAGCCCAAGAUGUGGAAAUGAAAAUGAAAAACACGGUUAAGAAUGAAGAAUCGGCGGACAGUCUGGGGAAGAAGGAAGGAGUGGUUAUUGAAGAGAAGGUAAAGACAGUUGGAGAAAAGUGUGGAUCAAAACUUGAUUUUGAGAACCCAAAUCGCAAUGUGCAGCAGAAACUGCAGCCUAAAGCGACCACUCCUAAAGUGGAGACAACUGGUAAUUCAAAGCUUCAACUUGGGGUUCAGCGUGAUGACUUUAAGAGCUGUUGUUUCGCUUGCCUCAAUCUGGUUCGGUGCCUUUGCCAAUUACUUUACCGGGCUGGCCAAGUAAUCUUCCGCCUCUGGGGUGCGAUAUCUAAGCCUUCAUUUUCUUCUCAAUCUUUGCGUUAG